CCACUAUGACCCUCACCAAGAAUUCUCUCCGCUCCUCCACUUCACUCCCCCGUUCUCUUCUCCUUUCGAUCUCAAUCCCCAAACCCUCUUCCCCUCCUGCUCCCCCGCGUUGCAAUCGUCCCAAAUCCCGUGGCCACCGGUCUCUCCGCUCUGAUUCCUCCGAGAUUGAUUCGCUGCUCAUUCCCUACCAAUUCCAGAGCCUGUUCUUACUCUCUCGGGGGUAAAAAAAUAGGUACUAGUAUAUUUAAACAAUCCAAUCUUGUUUUCAAGUCCUGUCUUUGUCCCGUCGUAGCUUCCAUCUCCAUUGCUCUGCGCUCGAGAUUGCUCCGUAGAGAGCUGGCCCGCCCGUGCGGGGUGGGUGCAGUAAAUGCGCGUCCUUGUGGAGAAUCCCAAGGUUCCCCGCCCCGAAUCUCGUCCUUGUUCCCCCGAGUUAAGAGGCGGAGGUGGUAAUUCUCGUACGCGCGCCAAUCUUUGCCGCGUUAGUGGAUGACGAGCGGAUCCUCCUGACUCUUCUUCUCGAGCUUGCCUCCCGCCCUGCCGGCUUUCUCACCACUCUUGAAAUCCUGGCGGAGCCGUGGUGCCCAUGGAUUUCCUCGUAUGCGUCUGCCUCCUCCAACUGCUGUUCUUGCGCUCUUCUCCGGUUGCGGCGCAGCAGCCGGCGAGGGCCCUGGACGCAAUGCUGCAGGAGUACGCGUACCGGGCCCUCGUCCGGCCGCGCACCGGCAUUGUCUACAAUGCCACCGUCCCCGGCAACCUCGCUGGCGUCUCGGUGUCCGCGCUCCGCCUGCGCAGCGGCAGCCUCCGGAGGAAAGGUUUGUCCCAGUACUUCCAGUUCGGCCUGCCCACCGGCGUCAUCGCGCAGCGGCGCGUGGAGAGGAUGGUGCUCGUGUACCACGACCUGGGCAAUUGGUCGCAGCACUACUACCCGCCUCCCCCCGGACACACCUACCUCUCGCCGGUGCUUGGGCUGCUGGCCUAUGAUGCUGUCAACCUUUCGGCAGUGGGGUUGCCGGAGCUGAACAUCGUCGCCUCAGGAAGCCCGAUUCUUGUAAAUUUCAGCAAUGCCAUGGCGGCGCCGUCAGGCGGCCCAGCACCACGGUGUGUGUGGUUUGACUUGGACGGUGUGCCGCAGUUCCGGGGCCCAGAGGCAGGCAACGUGUGUGCUACGUAUCGCCAAGGGCACUUCUCGAUAGUGGUGAACUCCAGUGAGGGUGCUCCGGCUCCAUUGCCACCCGGCGCAAUUGCCCCGCCGAUACCGGCUGCCGGAGGUCGCACGAAGGGGGACUCGCAGGCUUGGAAGGUUGCCGUUGCCGUGGUUGGGGGCGCCAUAGCAUUGGGGCUGUUAUCUUCAGUUCUUCUGUGUCUGGUGAGGCAUAAAAGGGCCAAGAAGUUGGAGGUGAUGGAGCGGAAUUCAGAGGUUGGGGAGACAUUGCGCAUGGCGCAGGUUGGGCGGGCACAAGCACCUGUAGCGUUGUGGACACGAACAAAGCCGGUGAUCGAGAGCGAGUAUGCUGCAUAGUUUGUUUUGUUCGAUUUUCUGCAGAGUUCAACCGUCACUAACAAGCAUCUAGUACUAUUUAUGCCCGGAGCCGGAGGCAUGGAAUUUGUCUAUCAGGUGGUUGAAGGUGGCAAGUGUUCCGUCGGUGUUGCUAAUUACUGAAGUCAGGGCUCAGCUCCUGCCCUUGUGUGCUAAGGCACUCUUUUGGUGGGUCUAUUUCGAAGGUUAAUUUUCAUUCGAUGGCUAUAAUUGGUAUUCAUAGUUGCCAUGUUCAUGCUAAGGACCUCUCUUCAUCUCCAAAACAAUGGAGAAGUGAAUUUAUCAAGUCAGAUUUGGAAUCCCGCAAACUUUUUUGGGACGCUGUAUUUCAGAGGAAGUAGGUUAGUGGUAAAGCUGGGUAACACUCACUGCAAACGACAUGGUCCUGUUUCUUUGAAAUUAAUUAUAGUUUGGGAUCAGUUCCAUUUUCGCCCUGUUUAGUUUUCCUGUUCAGACACCUGUUGAGAUGAUUACAUGAUAAUGUACAUGCCGUUUUGGUAAUUAUCCUGAUAACUUAGAUUUCAUGGUCACUUGUUUUAAGAUAUACAAUUUGUAUGUGGUGUGAA
This is a messenger RNA of Hordeum vulgare subsp. vulgare (domesticated barley), 2103 nucleotides long. RefSeq lists its product as uncharacterized. Gene Ontology annotation, cellular component: membrane. The coding region runs from base 584 to 1519 and encodes 311 amino acids. The record is from RefSeq and is a predicted model, not a curated record. NCBI's taxonomy places the organism in Eukaryota, Viridiplantae, Streptophyta, Magnoliopsida, Poales, Poaceae. The transcript has a single exon.